Messenger RNA from Plodia interpunctella (Indianmeal moth), 1275 nucleotides. RefSeq lists its product as uncharacterized. Gene Ontology annotation, molecular function: carbohydrate binding. The record is from RefSeq and is a predicted model, not a curated record. Lineage: Eukaryota; Metazoa; Arthropoda; Insecta; Lepidoptera; Pyralidae. The transcript is spliced from 5 exons. The coding region runs from base 235 to 1146 and encodes 303 amino acids.
AAUAAAUUCUUUUUAUUGUCAGAACCUUUCUUCUAGCGCAAAAAUUCAAUCUGUAAUAAUGUCAAAACUAUACUAUCCGCCACAAUUUUGACUUGAUUUGCAAGUAAAUUCAGCAGGCUUGAUUGGUGUAAUGUUUAAAUUUUUUGUUCAAGAUGCCCAUAUCAGCUGGCCCUAUAUCGCUUGAGAUUAGGGCGAAGUUUUUAUUAUUAAAAUUAAUAAAAAACCAAACUCGAAAUGCCCGUGUUUACGGCAAAUAUUCCCAGUCUACUCAAAGUUGGGGAUCGAAUAGAAAUAGGAGGUAAAAUAAAAGAAAAUGCCCGGAAGAUGUCAGUGAACCUGUGCGCGCAGGAGGGCGAGGAGCCGCGCGACGUGGUGCUCCACUUCGACGUGCGCUUCCACCGGGACAACAUCAUCUCCUUGUCGCGGAAGAACGGCAUCUGGAUCGGCAGCGGGAACUACGACACCAACUAUAAUAUGUUUGUGCCGGGUACGAUAUUCCGAAUAAUAUUCGAAGUGAAGGACACGGAUGUCAUCACCAUCUACUGUCAGGGGAAGUUUCAUUCGAACUUCUUACCAAAGAUCCCGUUGUCUAUGGCUCGGUACAUCGUCGCAUGGGCCGAUGUUGAGAGGAUCACGCACUGCUAUUUCCACUUUGGUAACAAGGCGGUCAGCGGUGAUGAGCCCCCAAUAGCUGCGUCGGCAUACGCGCCCUCCUCGCCACGUCCGAACAUAGUUGGCGAUGGUAAGAGGUGUGUCCGACAGCACGUGAAAAAAUCGGCUCCAGAUUCUCCACGCAUGAACUCCUCUAACGAGAGCUCGGAGGACGAGAAGCCUCGACCAAAAGCCGAAGGGCGCGCGGACAGAUUCUUCUACGAAACUCUCAUGUGCCAACCUGAGCACCAAUUUCUUCAAGACCCAUCGAAAUACCGGCGAGACCCAAAAAUAGACUAUAGUAGGAAAUACAGAGAUAUGACAGACACAGAAAAAAAUGACAGCGAAGAUUAUACUGAAGAGAUUGCAUCAAAAAACAUGGAUUCGUCCGCAAUUGACUCUGAAGAUAUGGCGAAAAAACGCGGGCGACGCGGGAAGUUCGCGCCAUUUGCACAGGUCGUAAAUUUUAUGGGAAAGACGGGGAGGAGAAAUUAGUGUUGUGCAUGAAAGACCGAUUGUUUUUCGAUUGGUGAUGUCUUUUUUUUGUUGUAUGUGCUAGUAACUUUUCUCUGUAUGUUUUAUGAUGAUAUAAUAAUUCCAUAGAAAGAUUAUCUUUUAUUUCAU